GCCGCCUUCAGGAUGAUGGGAGACAGAAAGAGGGAAGUACUGUGACUCACGGCACCGGAACCAACACUAUCGUAAUUUAUCGGACAUAUACUCUCUGCUAAUGAAUAAAAACCCCGCUACUUCGUCUGGGAGCACUUUGACAGGAUGGACUCACAGGAAGGGGAGGAGCCGCCUCUAAAAGGAUCUCAAACAGAUAGUCGUCUAAAGAGCAAGAAGCCCCCCAGCCUCGUCAUAGCCAUUCCUCCACCCGAGGAUGCCAUGUCCAAUGAUCAUGACAAACAGCUUCUCCGACCGUCACUGACGAAGGCUGCAAGCGGCGAAGCGACUGGCUCGACAUCAGAGAGCCCGAACGGAGCCGGAGAUGGAGGAACGGCGGGCAGAUACAGAAGGGAGAAGUUCGGUAGACAAACAUCGCUUUCACAGAGCAUUCGGAAGAAUGCAGCCGACUGGUUUGGAGUUGGUGAAGACUGUGAGACGAAGCAGCAGGUAUGGCACAGGAAGAGCUUGCGCCACUGCAGCCAGUUCUAUGGCAAGCUCAAGGCCCAGUACAGAGAGCCAGAGACCACCUUGAGCUUUGACCAGGGUCUGGACUCACCGGCCGCCCACAAGUUUCCAAAGAUUGUGGACCCCCUGGCACGGGGACGAGCUUUCCGUUGCCCGGAUGAGAUGGACAGUCGCUCCCCCAGAACUCCGCACACUGCUCCGGGUUUUCCUGCCACACCAGGGGUCACCUCCCUCAGCUCCUUCACCAGCCAGCGCUCCGGGUACACCCGCCUCCCCCCACGGAAAAGGGAGUCUGUCGCACGCAUGAGCAUCCGAGCUGCCUCCAACCUGCUGAGGGGUCGCAGUGGUUUAGCGGGCUCACUGAGAGCUCGCAGUUUCCCCAGGAGGAGCUUCGCCAAGCCCAGCUGGGUGGACGAGGACACGGUGGAUUCAGCCGAUGUGUCCGUGUCCUUCUUCAGUAAGGGGGACGUCCACGAUGAGAUGUACUCUAUGGCCGACGAUGUGUUUGAAUCCCCCCCCUUGUCUGCCUCCAUCCCCUCGGAGCAGGCUGUUCAGAAGUUCCCCAGCAUUAAGGACGUGUCUCGAACCCCCAAGACACCCACCAAGGUGCCAGAAAAGAUUCCCCCUCGUCGUGGCCGUCGCAUCGCGUCCCAAGUAAAGCACUUUGCGUUUGACAAACGCAAGCGUCAGUACGGUAUGGGAGUGGUGGGGAAGUGGUUGAACCGGAACUACCGCCACAGCCUCAGCAGCAACAUCCAGAAGAAGCUGGACGACUUCCACAGCCACAGGCCCUACUUCACCUACUGGAUGACAUUUGUUCAUAUACUCAUCACACUGCUGGCCUGCUGCACGUACGGGUUCGCCCCCGUAGGUUUUUCACAAAACUCCAAAACUGAACUGGUGCUGAGGAACAAAGGCAUUUAUGAAAGCGUCAAGUUUGUCCAACAGGAGAACUUCUGGAUCGGUCCGAGCUCUGAGGAUCUGAUCCACUUGGGGGCAAAGUUCUCCCCCUGCAUCCGUCAGGACAAACAGAUCGUCAACCUGAUCAAAAAAGCCACAGAGCUGGAAAGAGAUUCAGGCUGCUGCAUUCAGAACGACAACUCUGGCUGUGUGCAGACACUCAGUGACGACUGCUCGGAGACCUUGGCCACCUUCAUGAAGUGGAACAAUGACCAUGUGGACUCCACCAGGUCCUCCGGCUCCGUCUGCCACCAGGACCCCAGAUUGUGUGAAGAGCCGGCCUCUGCAGAGCCGCAUAUAUGGCCCGAUGACAUCACCCAGUGGCCGGUCUGCACUGACCCAAAGCAGUGGAACCACACUGGCUACAGACACAUGGACUGUGACAUCAAGGGCAGACCCUGCUGCAUAGGCACUAAGGGCAGAUGUGAGAUCACAACCAGAGAGUACUGUUCUUUUAUGCACGGUUACUUCCACGAGGAGGCCACGCUCUGCUCACAGGUCCACUGUCUGGACGAUGUGUGCGGCUUGCUGCCCUUCCUGAACCCUGACGUUCCUGACCAGUUCUACAGACUGUGGCUGUCCCUCUUCCUCCAUGCUGGGCUCUUCCACUGUGCGGUGUCGGUGGUGUUCCAGAUGACCAUACUGAGGGACUUGGAGAAGCUGGCAGGCUGGGUCCGCAUCUCUAUCAUUUACAUCCUUAGUGGAAUCACUGGAAACCUCGCCUCGGCCUUGUUCCUGCCAUACAGAGCUGAGGUGGGUCCAGCAGGGUCUCAGUUUGGACUCCUCGCCUGCCUGUUUGUUGAGCUGUUUCAUGGCUGGCAGAUGCUGGAAAAGCCAUGGAAAGCCUUCCUCAAGCUGCUGGGCAUCGUGCUCUUCCUCUUCCUGUGUGGCCUUUUGCCGUGGAUCGACAACAUCGCCCACAUCUUUGGCUUCCUCAGCGGCAUGCUGCUCUCCUUUGCUUUCCUGCCCUACAUCACCUUUGGGACCUUUGACCAAUAUCGCAAGCACAUCCUGAUCAUCGUGUCCCUGCUGGCCUACGUCGGGCUGUUCUCCUCACUCAUCGUUUGGUUUUAUGUCUACCACAUCAACUUGCACUGGCUGGAGCAUCUCACCUGCCUCCCCAUCACGAGCAAGUUUUGUGAAAAGUACGAUAUAGAUCAUGACAUUAACGAUGUGGUGCACUAGUCUUCAGGCAACGCAAGGAUAAAGUCCUAGUCCACUGAAACCACUGCUGGAAAAAUUCCAGGUUCAUGUCUGUUUUUUCAAGUAUUUGACAAUCAUGAUGAUCAU
Molecule: messenger RNA, 2754 nt
Organism: Nematolebias whitei (Rio pearlfish)
Lineage: Eukaryota; Metazoa; Chordata; Actinopteri; Cyprinodontiformes; Rivulidae
Product: inactive rhomboid protein 2
Exons: 18
Coding region: 145-2649 (834 amino acids)
Biological process (GO): regulation of epidermal growth factor receptor signaling pathway; regulation of protein secretion
Cellular component (GO): endoplasmic reticulum membrane
Molecular function (GO): serine-type endopeptidase activity
Source: RefSeq, a predicted model, not a curated record